Mytilus trossulus (common blue mussel) is the source of this 564-nucleotide messenger RNA. RefSeq names its product S-antigen protein-like. Lineage: Eukaryota; Metazoa; Mollusca; Bivalvia; Mytilida; Mytilidae. Bases 1 to 564 code for a protein of 187 amino acids. The record is from RefSeq and is a predicted model, not a curated record. The transcript has 2 exons.
AUGAUUAAUGGGUUUAUCCAAUCUAGCCGAGAUAUUAAAAUUGCACUUAUAAAAACAAAACAUUUUGAUGAUGAUGAUGAUGAUGGUAACGACGAAGAUGAUGAGGUUGAUGAUGGUGACGACGGUGACAAAGAUGAUGGUGACAUCGGUGGCAAAGAUGAUGGUGACGUCGGUGACAAAGAUGAUGGUGACAUCGGUGACAAAGAUGAUGGUGGCGUCGUUGACAAAGAUGAUGGUGACGUCGGUGACAAAGAUGAUGGUGACGUCGGUGACAAAGAUGAUGGUGACAACGGUGACAAAGAUGAUGGUGACGUCGGUGACAAAGAUGAUGGUGACAACGGUGACAAAGAUGAUGGUGACAUCGGUGACAAAGAUGAUGGUGACGUCGGUGACAAAGAUGAUGGUGACGUCGGUGACAAAGAUGAUGAUGAUGGUUACAUUGAUGUCGAAGAUGAAGAAGAUUACGACGACAUCUAUUAUAAGAUUAUCUCAUAUCACUUUUGUAUAAAUUUAAAGAAGUUUUCACUUUUCACAAAAGAAACAUAUUUUAAAAUGCAAAUAUAG